This is a messenger RNA of Echinops telfairi (small Madagascar hedgehog), 1034 nucleotides long. It is a transcript of the gene HUS1, whose product is annotated as HUS1 checkpoint clamp component. Gene Ontology annotation, biological process: meiotic DNA integrity checkpoint signaling; telomere maintenance; mitotic DNA replication checkpoint signaling. Gene Ontology annotation, cellular component: site of double-strand break; nucleolus; checkpoint clamp complex. The transcript is spliced from 8 exons. Lineage: Eukaryota; Metazoa; Chordata; Mammalia; Afrosoricida; Tenrecidae. Bases 16 to 858 code for a protein of 280 amino acids. The record is from RefSeq and is a predicted model, not a curated record.
ACCGCGAGUCCAGCCAUGAAGUUUCGGGCCAAGAUCGUGGACACGGCCUGUCUGAACAACUUCACGCGGGUCAGUAACAUGAUAGCCAAGCUUGCCAAAACCUGCACCCUCCGCAUCAGCCCAGAUAAGCUGAACUUCAUCCUUUUAGAUAAGGUGGCCAACGGAGGCGUGAGCAUGUGGUGUGAACUGGAACAGGAGAACUUCUUCAAUGAAUUUCAAAUGGAAGGAAUAUCAGAAGAAAACAAUGAGAUUUAUAUAGAACUGACUCCAGAAAACUUAUCUCGAGCCUUGAAAACUGCGCAGAACGCCAGAGCCUUGAAAGUCAAGCUGACUAAUAAGCAUUUCCCCUGCCUGACGAUCUCUAUAGAGCUGUUGUCUAUUUCAAGCAGCAGUCGCACUGUGACACAUGACAUCCCCAUAAAAGUUAUUCCUAGAAAGCUGUGGAAGGAUUUACAAGAGCCUACAGUUCCAGAAUCUGAUGUUAGUAUUUACUUACCAGUGCUGAAGACUAUGAAGAGUGUUGUGGAAAAAAUGAAAAAUAUUAGCAAUCACCUUAUAAUUGAAGCAAACCUAAAUGGAGAAUUGAACUUGAAAAUAGAAACUGAAUUGGUGUGUGUUACAACUCAUUUUAAAGAUCUUGGAAGCCCUCCCUUAGCUUCUGAAAGUCCUUCUCAAAGUCGAAACCUGGAAGAAAUGGCUGAAGUACGCAUAGAUAUUAGGAAGUUCCUACAGUUCCUUGCUGGACAGCAAGUAAAUCCUACAAAGGCCUUGUGCAAUAUUGUGAAUAACCGGGUUGUUCAUUUUGAUUUGCUUCAUGAAGAUGUGUCCCUUCAGUAUUUCAUUCCAGCAUUGUCUUAACACCAACCUUGGGCCCCAAAGACCCUUGUUGUGAUGAGAAGAGGAUAUAGGUUCAUGGGUUCUAAGUCAUUUGUCACCAUUCUCAGAGUAAUAUGUUGUACAUGUUCUAACUAAAGAGGGAAUUAAUGAAACAUAGCUGGAUACGCACAUCAUUUCAUAAAACUUCUUUAUUUUCA